Pseudozyma hubeiensis SY62 is the source of this 3522-nucleotide messenger RNA. RefSeq lists its product as hypothetical. Gene Ontology annotation, molecular function: protein binding. NCBI's taxonomy places the organism in Eukaryota, Fungi, Basidiomycota, Ustilaginomycetes, Ustilaginales, Ustilaginaceae. Bases 1 to 3522 code for a protein of 1173 amino acids. The record is from RefSeq and is a predicted model, not a curated record. The transcript has a single exon.
AUGCACAGCGCCAUCCUUCUUGCACUCGCCUUUCCGCUCAUCGCCUUCGUCUCAGCACAGGAUGCCUCCAGCCCGAUCCCAGCAAGAUGGGGUCAAGCUUCAGCCCUUCUCGGUUCCCUCUUAAUCGUCCAGGGCGGCAAGACGCAAGGCACCACAGGUGGAGGUUAUACCUACAACUCGGCGCCAAACGAUGCCCAGAUGUACACUCUCGACCUCUCAUUCCCUUUUGCGCUGUCAUCGCCGCCAUGGCAAAGCGUUUCAACACAGUCCUCGAGUAACGCCGCUCCACCUGUCUCUUUCCACACCAUCUCGCCACUAAACAGCACGUCGCUCCUGCUCUUUGGCGGUGAUGGAAGCCCUCUCGUUCCCGUUCCGACUGGCAACGAUUCAGCCUACAUCAUUCAUCUCGGUGGUUCACAGAGCAAUCGCACAGCAGCGUAUCAGCCCGUGCCCGCAUCUUGGAAUCAGCCCAUGCGCAGGAUGCAUCACACCAGCGAAAGCAAUGCUCAAGGCUCCGUCUGGAUCAUUGGAGGAGAAAGGGCAGAUGGCUCCGGGCUCAUCUUCGAUCAACAGUGGACCAUCGACACUACCUCUACCUCUCCUUCUUUCCAACUCAUCUCGUCACCUCCUCCCGGAAGUCUAGUAGGCUCCACCUCCACCAUGCUCAGCGAUGGGACUCUCUUGCUUCUCGGCGGUCUUGAUGCUUCAGGUCAGCUCCAGUCCAUGCAGAACCUCUAUGCCUAUUCCAGCAAGUCAAAGACGUGGUCACAGACAGUCACGCAGACCUCGGCCAACUCGACAAUAUCCACGCGCCAAUCAAAUUCCCCGGCGCCUCGUCGUGGUCAUAUUGCCGUCAGCCUUCCCAACCAGCGAGUCUUCAUCCAAGGUGGCGCAAGUGCGGAUCUCUCCACUGUUUACAGUGACGCUUGGAUCCUCGAUUGGAGCGUCAACCCACCCAUUUGGUCCAUGAUCGAUUCCACAGAUGGUCCAGGUCAACGAUUCGGUCAUUCGGCUGUAGCAUAUGGCAGAGAGAUACUCAUUUCUUUCGGAUGGGCGGGAGGUAAUGCAGCCACCUCCGGGCUCCACGUCUUUGACGCCUCCACUCUGACCCCCGUCGCAGCAAGCAAGGGCAGCUGGUCCGGCGGAAGCUGGUCUGCCACCAACUACACACCAGACCCGCAAAUGUCCACUGCCUCGACCGCACCUUCGUCCGGAACUUCAUCGCAACCAUCUUCGGAGUCCUCCAGCGGCUCAUCAGCCACGCCAAACGGCUCGAGCUCAAGCUCCGGAGGCGAUCUUUCCUCACCUUCCAGCAACUCAAAUUCUGGCGGCAGCAGCACUCCGAGUGAUACAAAUGCUGGCUCUGCAACCUUCCCAACCGGCAAUAACGCACCCGGCGACGGCGGCUCGGCCAACACCGAUAGCGCAGGGUCAGGCAGCAGUGCUGGUUCCAAAGCAGGCGCAGCCGUAGGAGCUCUUCUAGGCGUCGGUCUCGUCCUUGGUGGCGGUUACGCCGUCUACCGUCGCCGCGCUCUCAACAAUUAUCGCCGCUACGGCAACGGUUCGGUCGGUCUACUCGGCUUCGGAGACCGUCGCGCAGGCGAAUCGGCAGAUGACGACCUCCUCAUGGAGAAAGGCUAUUCUCAGAGCGACUAUGAUCGGCCAUACCAUCGUGCAGGCGGAGCUGGCGCCGUACACGACGUAGCUGAGCUCACAGGAGGUCUCGCUUACGGUAGGAGGCGUGGACGCAACGAAGGAUCGCCGUGGGCCGCCGCCAACCUGGGGCAUGCCAUGGAAGGUUCAGGUCCACACUUCCGCGAACGCAUCGCCAUCAUCGCUGGUCGAGGCAAACGAGAUACGCACCUGGGCCCUCGCUUCGACAUGCUCGCAGACGAAGGUGACAGUGUCUUCCGACCUCACGACGCCAGUGACUUGAAUGAAUCCUACGACCACGACUUGGACGAGGCAGAUGAUCCAGAGUGGCAUGACCGGCGCGUUCGGGAGCACUCGUAUGCCCACGUUGGGGAAGAAGACCUCUCCAUGGGCGAUCUUGGCUGCCAUCAACACGAAGAAGAGUACCACAACGAAGACGACAUGUACUCGCCCUUCGAAGAUCGUCCAGAGGACACCAAUCAUGGUCAAGGAAUGCUUGCUGCCGUUGCAACCGGGCUAUUCGCCGCACGAGGAUAUGGAAAGCUGGCAAAUCGAGAUCUGGAGGGGAGCUGGGAUGAUAAUGGUCGCUCCGAUGACGCGAAAUCCGAUCUCGACAUCCAUGAAGGUCCCUCAUCCGGACCAUCUGUUCAAUCGCACAGCACGACCAGCAGGAGCGACGUUCCGAGCUCUUCCAAGUCAUACGAUAUGCUAGCCAGUGCUGGCAUGCUCUCCUUUUCCGACGCGAGCCACGGUCGUCAGAGCGGGCAAAUCACGAUGAAACGCAGUCCUACUUGGUGGGAUCGAUUCAUGGGCAACUCGCUCGUAGAACGAUCCUCUUCCGGCCGAUUCUCUGCAAACCCACACGGAAACACCCCGAUCCGGGAUCCGGCGCCGCCUCCGGUGAGCGGUCUUGUAGCAAUCGCCGAAUCACCUCGUUCGCGCGAUGUGUCCGAAGCAUAUCCCCAGGACCCCUUUGCCGACUCAAGCGCAGCGAACCACACUGGCGGCCUGGACGAGAUGGGCCGUCGUGUUGGCUCUCAAACCGGCGAAGAAGCUCCUCCAUACAGCGCACACUCGCAGGGCGGUUCACUCUCAACCAUUGGAUCUGCACGCACUGGCGCUUCGUCACACUUUGAAUCGCGUCUUCGCGGGAUGGAUGUCAUCCAGCGCGUUCGUACGGGCAGCAGUCGGCGCACCCACUCAACACGAGCAGGAAGCUCCAUUAGCGAUACGGACAGUGAAGCGGCACUCAGUCGUGGACCUACGCUGCUCCGGCCCCGCAACAUUGCCAGUUCAGAAGCGCUGCGUGACGACGCGCAGUCUACACCUGGAUCUGUCGUAUGGAAGCCCGAAGAUUUCCAUCCUACCGUGAAGGGCUUGGAAGAUCUUGUGGAAGAGAACGGCGAGGAUGUCUCGAGCAACACGCAUCUGUCACCACCAACGCAGCAAGUCCGUCGACAACUCAACGUCUCGGAAACCCCUUCCAUCACGCCACUCACGACCAAGCGUGCACGACUCAACCCAGUCAUGGUCUCACCGCUCUUCCCAUCAACAAACCCACAACGUCAACGACCUACCGCCACCACAAGCAGCAGCGUCAAGGACAAGGUAAAAGCGUUCGAAUCCGUCACUGCCGACACAACCACUUCGGCCUGGAAUGCAAGUCUUUCCAGCGUCAAAUCGAAUCGAAUCGCCCACGCCAGUGAAGUGCAAAAGUCGAUCGAAAGGACGACUUCACCCGCAGGUUCCAUGGCUUCGCGCACACGGAAAGUGGUGACGCACGGCCUGGUCCCCCGUGCACAGCUGUUCGUCGCUAACCCUGACAACAGAGGUAGCGAAGGUUCGGGCGAUACCAGGAACGAUUCAUGA